CUCAGCCUUGGGACUAUUGUCAAGCCUGGCAGGGUUUGAAGGAACACUGAAAAAUCAUGAGAGUCUCCAGGAUAGUUCUCUGUGUCUUCUUGGCCGGUGUCCUCUGCUCCACAGUCCAGACUGCCAUACGAGGCAGUAACAUUGCCAGGUACUGCUGUGAAAGAUACAGCUCCAGACCCAUUGCCAGGAAGUUUGUACGGACCUAUGAACUCGCCAAAAGCAGCUGCUCUCUAUCUGCUGUCAUAUUCAUCACCAUAAAAGGACAUAAAGUCUGUGCUAAUCCCACAGCAAAAUGGACUCAGAAAUAUGUGGCUUCCCUGAAAUCCCAGAAGGUCCUUAUUUGAAGUUGACCUCACACCCAGAGCUGGAAGGGCUCAGCAUCCCUGCUGCCUGCUCAGUAACCCAGCAGCCCAAAGAGGCCAGAGACCCAUUGCCACAGAUUGGCCUGAAGAGUCUUUGGUUUCAUGACUGAGGGGAGGAGAGUGGACUUGUGCAGCAGAUGCUUUUACUAUGAAGAGGUUGCCUUCUUCGACAGGACUUGUGACUUAAUGCUAUUACAAUAAACGUUGUUGGUCUUCAGCUGUGUUACCUUUGAAACACGAUAUAGUGGAAAGAGGGAUGAGGUCAGGUUCAGGGGACCUGGCUUUGAGUUCUGGCUGUGCUAUUUGCUAAGCAUAUGACCUUGGCAGAUGGCUGUACCUGAGUUUCUCAUCUGUCAAAUGAGAGGGUUUGGCCUAGAGGCCCCUUCCAGCUCUAAAUUUCUGAGUCUCAAUUUCC
Messenger RNA from Phascolarctos cinereus (koala), 777 nucleotides. RefSeq names its product C-C motif chemokine ligand 26 (gene CCL26). Gene Ontology annotation, biological process: positive regulation of cell migration; eosinophil chemotaxis; positive regulation of GTPase activity. The record is from RefSeq and is a predicted model, not a curated record. Lineage: Eukaryota; Metazoa; Chordata; Mammalia; Diprotodontia; Phascolarctidae. Gene Ontology annotation, cellular component: extracellular region. Gene Ontology annotation, molecular function: CCR chemokine receptor binding; chemokine activity.